AUGCAAGCGAAUGAACAUUACAAAUAUAUGCAAAUGGCCGUUGCAUAUGGUGCAGUUGCAUUGGAAAACAAAGAGGUUCCAGUCACUGCUGUUUUGGUACACAACGAAAGCAAGGAAGUUUUAUUUAAGGCUCACAACAUGACGAACAUAACUUUAAAUGGUACGGCACAUGCUGAAUUUAUCAUUUACAAGCAUUUAAUGGAGAUGUAUCCCGAUUCCCAUUUAGAGAAGUGGAAAAAAUCGACGCUGUAUGUCACCGUCGAGCCAUGCAUUAUGUGUGCGUCCAUGCUAGAUCAAGUGGGGAUAUCAACGGUUGUAUUUGGGUGUCCCAAUGAGAGGUUUGGGGGUAAUGGCAGCGUGUUCAAUAUAAGGUACAAUUCAAAUUAUAAAAUCAUCCCUGGAGUGUGCCACAAGGAUGGAAUAUCGUUAUUGAGACAAUUUUAUAUAAACGAGAAUGAUCGAAGUCCAAACAGCAUCAAUAAGAAAAAAAGGGUUUUGAAACUGGAGGACUUUCCUAAAUUUAACUACUCAAAAUUCAUUACUUUGGAAGAAUUUACAAAUAUUUGGGGUAUUGAAUUUCGAUCCAUCUAUGAAAACAACGAAUUCCUGGAAUUCAACGAAAAUGGCGAAUUGCAACCACCUAAAAAAUCCGAGUCAAAGAGGAUAAAGACCUGA
Messenger RNA from Pichia kudriavzevii, 675 nucleotides. RefSeq lists its product as uncharacterized. The coding region runs from base 1 to 675 and encodes 224 amino acids. Gene Ontology annotation, cellular component: cytoplasm; nucleus. The record is from RefSeq and is a predicted model, not a curated record. Gene Ontology annotation, molecular function: tRNA-specific adenosine-34 deaminase activity. The transcript has a single exon. Lineage: Eukaryota; Fungi; Ascomycota; Pichiomycetes; Pichiales; Pichiaceae. Gene Ontology annotation, biological process: tRNA wobble adenosine to inosine editing.